This is a messenger RNA of Oncorhynchus gorbuscha (pink salmon), 2619 nucleotides long. It is a transcript of the gene kif9, whose product is annotated as kinesin family member 9. Bases 150 to 2540 code for a protein of 796 amino acids. Gene Ontology annotation, biological process: microtubule-based movement; mitotic spindle organization. The transcript is spliced from 21 exons. Lineage: Eukaryota; Metazoa; Chordata; Actinopteri; Salmoniformes; Salmonidae. The record is from RefSeq and is a predicted model, not a curated record. Gene Ontology annotation, molecular function: ATP binding; microtubule motor activity; microtubule binding.
ACAUACACGCCCACUGUUUCCAUGACAAUCGAUGUCAACAUAUGGGAACAUUUUGAUUUCGUCUACACAAGCCACUAAACAGCUGAUUUAUUUACUAGCUAGAAAAACACGUUUGAUGUUUACAAAGUAUCAACAAAUACGGAAGUGCCAUGAUGAUUGCCCACCCCGGCAGUGAAGUGAGGGUGUUAGUUCGAAGCCGACCGACUGCUAAUUUUGCUCAAGAGCUCAUUGAAUACCUACCAGACGGACAGACAGUGAGUGUCCACCAGAGGAAGGACUCCAGGAAGGGAGUGGUGAACAACCAGCUGAGCUCCUGGUCGUUCCGGCUGGACGGGGUGCUGCAUGAUGUGUCCCAGGAGGAGGUAUAUGGCCGCGUUGGGCGAGGGGUGGUGCUGGGAGCCCUGGAGGGGUACAACGGCACUGUGAUGUGUUUUGGGCAGACGGGGGCAGGAAAGACGUACACCAUGACUGGAGCCACAGAGAAUUACAAACAGAGAGGGAUCAUUCCUCGGGCCCUACAGGAGGUGUUCCAUGAGGUGGAGCAGCGUUCGGACCAUGCCUUCAGUGUCCACUUGUCCUUCCUGGAGAUCUACAAUGAGACUCUUGUGGAUCUGCUAGCGUCUGUACGGGGUUGCCCAGGGGUAGGGCCAGGGGGCAUGGCGGUGGUGGAGGAGGCAGGGGGAGGGGUAUCAGUCAGGGGGCUGUCCCUACACCCCAUCCACAGCGAGGAGGAGGCCCUUAACCUGCUCUUUGAGGGAGAGAUGAAUCGCAUCAUCGGAGCUCAUGCCCUGAACAAGAACUCCUCCAGAUCUCACUGCAUUCUCACUGUCCACAUUGAGUCUCGCUCCCGCACUCUGUCCGAUGCAAAGUAUGUCACUUCCAAACUGAAUCUGGUGGACUUAGCCGGGUCAGAAAGGCUGGGCAAAACCGGAUCUGAGGGCCAGGUGCUGAAGGAGGCCAUGUACAUCAACAAGUCCCUGUCGUUCCUGGAGCAGGCCAUCCUGGCCCUGGCAGACCGACGCAGGGACCACGUCCCCUUCAGACAGACCAAACUCACCCACGCCCUUAAGGACUCAUUAGGUGGGAACUGCAACACAGUGCUGGUGGCCAACAUCUAUGGAGAGGCUUCUCAGAUAGAAGAGACACUGUCCACACUGCGCUUCGCCAGCAGGAUGAAGUGUGUGCAGAUGGACCCUGUUGUCAAUGAACACACCGACCCUGUGCUCCAGGUCAGGAAGCUGGAGAAGGAGAUCCAGCUGCUGAAACAGGAACUCAGCAUUCACAACACACUGGCGAACCGCAUGGGCAUGUCCUACGACACGCUGUCAGAGACCCAGGUUGCAGAGAUCCAGAGUCACGUGCGGAGGUAUCUGGAGGGCAGCCUGGACGAGAUCAAUAUUGUGAGCAUCAGGCAGAUCCAGGAAGUGUUUGCCCAGUUCAAGCAGGCCGUGCAGCAGCAGGAGCAGAAGGUGAAGGCCCAGCUGUGUCAGAACUACACCUUGGUGGAGAAAGCCCAGAGUACAGCUGGCUCCACUGCAGCCAAGUCACAGGGCUCCCAAGGCACGGUGGGAGUGGUGGAGGGCCAUGGGUUUGGGGUGGGGCUGGCAGUUCCAUCAGAUAGGCACAUUCGGCUCCUGUCUCCAGGCAGGACCAAAGCCAUUAAGACCAAAGAGCUAGCAAGCCAGGGGAGAAAGGAGGCUGUGGAAGGAAGGAGUCCUGGUCCAGGGAAGCAAGUGGAAUCUGUGAACCCGGUCCAGAGAGACCGUGAGGGUCGCGAGCAUGACCCCCAGAGCCAGGAGCCUCAAGGACCACAGGAACCCCUUAGGACUGACUCCCCUCCCCCUAAGGCAGAGGCCUUUGAGGACUUCAAGGCAGAGCGGGGCAGCGAGAUCAACCGCAUCCUGAAGGAGAACAAGGUGGUGCUGCUGGAGCGCCGCGCCCGCCUCCGGGAACUGACGGAGUGCGUGAACACGGCCAAGAGAGAGAUUGACAGCACAAGCACUGCCCUGCACCAGUGGAGAGAGAAGAGACAGAGCCAGGGUCAGUUUGUAAGUGCGGAGGGGGUCCCAGUGCUGGAUGAGGCAGAGCUGUCUCUGACCCUGCGUCUGAGGGAGUUGAAGACUCAGUACCGACAGCAGUACGAGGAGCUGCGCGGCACCAAGGCAGAGGUCAGCUACUGCCAGCACCUAGUGGACCAGUGCAGGACGCGCCUACUGACCGAGUUUGAGAGCUGGUAUAAUGAGUCCUUCCUGCUUCCUGAGGAGGUGCAAGCCUUGCUGAGAUCUGGAGGACCCAUCAGGCCUGGACUGGUGCCUGUGUACAAGGCAUUGGCACUGGAGGAGGAUGAGCAGGAGCACUUUGAGCGUCUGCGCUAUGAGCUGCUAGCAGACAGUCCCAGUGCCAUCUCCUUCUACAAUGCUCAGAACAGGACUGUACAGAGGAGGAACUACAGCAAGGCCAUGUCUCAGACACCAGUCCAGAAGACUACACCAAGGGGCUCUGGGAGAACCAAACUGCCUGCCAUUCUCUCUGUCAUCUGAAGGAGAACUGCUUGAUUCUAUCCAUUUCACCAUUAAUUAUUGCCUUGGAUUUGUCCUGAAUAAAAGACACACUGGCGAC